AUUAUAUGUACUUGUCUUGAGCCCGAAAAUGUAAUUUAUUUCUCAAACAGAAACAUUGGAUGUCCACACCAAAUGUCUACAAGAAACAGUGCUUAACCAUGAUGAUAGGAACACACAAUGGUACCUUUCACUGUGAUGAAGUCGUAGCAUGCUGUCUUUUGAGACAACUAGAAGAGUACAGAAGUGCAGAGAUUGUGAGAACAAGGGACCAAAAUCUUCUGGAAAAAUGCGACAUAAUCGUGGAUGUAGGUGGGACAUUUGACGCCUCAAAGAAGCGAUUUGACCAUCAUCAAAGGUCGUUCUCUCACACAAGGAAUAGUCUUUGUCCAGAGAAGAAGUGGGUAACAAAGCUGAGCAGUGCAGGACUCAUCUAUCACUACUUUGGGGCGAGGGUAAUUGCUAGUUUGAUAGGGGCUCACGAAGAUGAUGACAUUACUGGUAUCAUUCAUGACAAGAUAUACGAGAACUUUAUUGAAGAGAUCGAUGCAAUAGACAAUGGCAUAAACCAGUCGGAUGGCAUAAAGAGGUAUGCCAUCAGAAGCACACUUAGCUCCAGAGUUGGAUAUCUUAAUCCCAUGUGGAAUGAAACAAAUCGAGAUGAGCAGGCAGGCUUUGAUAAAGCUAUGGAGCUUGUGAGGGAAGAGUUGCUAGACCGUGUACUGUAUUACAAAGAUGUGUGGUGGCCAGCUAGGGAACUAGUAGAAGAGGCAUUGCGUAAUAGAAUGGAGGUAGACUCUAGCGGUGAGAUCGUCUGCUUCGCACGAGGAGGAGUACCAUGGAAGGAACACUUGUUUGCACUUGAGGCCAAGCUUGGGGUAGAUACUGGUGUUAAGUAUGUACUCUAUAAAGAUGAUUCCGGCCGGUGGAGAAAUCAGUGUGUACCCCUCAACAACUACACAUUUGAAAACAGGCUGUCGCUGCCCGAGGCAUGGAGGGGUGUACGUGAUGAAGAGCUCAGUCGGGUGAGUGGCAUCCCUGGCUGCAUGUUCGUACACGCGACAGGCUUCUGCGGGGGCAAUAGCACGUACGAGGGUGCCCUUGCCAUGGUGAGGAAGUCGCUACAGAUGCAGAGUGAUAAAGUUGCCGAGACGUCAAUGCAGAAGUAGCAGGCACAACUCCGGCAACGUGAAUGUUUUGUAAUCGCAUCUACGUAUAUACGUACGCGUGGCAUGCACAGCAACGACUUCGCGGCUCCCUCCAUUCAAUUCGAGCACACCAUAAAAGAACAUUUCUAAGUAAAUAUGAGAGAAUAAGUAGCUAACAUUGGAUGAUUAGAUAUACUGAGUAGAAAAAAAGGUGAUAAAUACCUCUUAAUGUAAAAUGGGAUAGAAAAUCAUGAUCUCAAAACAUUCAAGACAGGACAGUCGAAAUAAACAGGGUGGUCCACAUGCAAUGGCUGGUAUAGCAAUAAUUUUCUUGAUAUUCUAGUUUACUAUCCACGUAUUACUGACUGCUAUUUCUAUUCAUGUCCAUUUAUGAAACAAUGUCAUGGACAUGUGUUGUGUAUAAAGUAUGAAUGUAUACUGUGUAUCAAACUGCAAAAUUAACAUUCUUUGAUUGGUAGUUAUUAGCUGCGUUCAGACGACUCCGUAUUUAUUAAAUUCGGUAUUUGCGAGAUACCGAAUCUGAGACAAAUUCGCGACUUACUCCACCUGAGCGUUCACACGCUGUUUCGCGGCUUCAGA
This is a messenger RNA of Priapulus caudatus, 1685 nucleotides long. RefSeq names its product UPF0160 protein MYG1, mitochondrial-like. Lineage: Eukaryota; Metazoa; Priapulida; Priapulimorpha; Priapulimorphida; Priapulidae. The transcript is spliced from 9 exons. Gene Ontology annotation, cellular component: cytoplasm; nucleus. Bases 60 to 1106 code for a protein of 348 amino acids. The record is from RefSeq and is a predicted model, not a curated record.